Trichechus manatus latirostris (Florida manatee) is the source of this 2638-nucleotide messenger RNA. RefSeq names its product complement C2 (gene C2). Gene Ontology annotation, biological process: proteolysis; complement activation; response to bacterium. The transcript is spliced from 18 exons. NCBI's taxonomy places the organism in Eukaryota, Metazoa, Chordata, Mammalia, Sirenia, Trichechidae. The coding region runs from base 44 to 2296 and encodes 750 amino acids. Gene Ontology annotation, molecular function: serine-type endopeptidase activity. The record is from RefSeq and is a predicted model, not a curated record. Gene Ontology annotation, cellular component: extracellular region; extracellular exosome; classical-complement-pathway C3/C5 convertase complex.
UCCCUUCCCAGUGUCUGCCUCUCUCUGCCCCUAGGUGGACACCAUGGACCCUCUGGUGGCUCUCCUUUGCCUGCUGCCCCUGUACCCAGGCCUGGCUGCAGUCACUCCCUCCUGCCCUCGGAAUGUGAAUAUCUCUGGAGGCACUUUCACCCUCAGUCACGGCUGGGCCCCUGGGAGCCUCCUCACCUACUCCUGCCCUCUGGGCCGUUACCCAUCCCCUGCGUCGCUACUGUGCAAGAGCAACAGACAGUGGCAGGCCCCUGGAGCCACCAGGCUGACAAAGGCGGUCUGCAAAUUUGUUCGCUGCCCAGCCCCUGUUUCCUUUGAGAAUGGCAUGUACACCCCACGCCUGGGAUCCCACCCUGUGGGCGGAAACCUCAGCUUUGAGUGUGAGGAUGGGUUUACACUGCGGGGCUCGCCUGUGCGAUGGUGUCUCCCCAACGGCAUGUGGGAUGGAGAGACAGCCGUGUGUGACAGCGGCGAUGGCCACUGCGCGAACCCGGGUAUUUCAGUGGGUGCAGUGAGGACAGGCUCCCGCUUUGGUCUUGGUGACAAAGUCAAAUACCGCUGCUCCUCGAACCUGGUGCUGACGGGAUCCGCGGAGCGGGAGUGCCAGGACAAUGGGGUCUGGAGUGGGACGGAGCCCAUCUGCCGCCAACCCUACUCUUAUGAUUUCCCUGAAGAUGUGGCCCCUGCCCUGGGCUCCUCUUUGUCCCACAUACUUGGAGCCACCAAUCCCACCCAGAAGAAGACUGAAAAUGUGGGCCGUAAAAUCCAAAUCCAGCGCUCUGGUCACCUGAACCUCUACCUGCUCCUGGAUGCCUCUCAGAGUGUGACAGAAGACAACUUCCACACCUUCAAGGCUUGCGCUACCCUCAUGGUGGACAGGCUCUUCAGCUUUGAGAUCAAGGUAAGAGUCGCCAUUAUCACCUUUGCCUCAAAGCCCAAAGUCAUCAUGUCUGUCUUGCACGAAAACUCCCAGGAUGUAACUGAAGUGAUCAGCAGUCUGGAAAACGCCAACUAUAAAGAUCAUGAAAACGGAACUGGGACCAACACCUACGAGGCCCUGAAUAGUGUCUAUAUCAUGAUGAAUAACCAAAUGCAACGCUUUGCUAUGAACACAGCAGCCUGGCAGGAGAUCCGACAUACCGUCAUUCUUUUGACAGAUGGAAAGUCCAACAUGGGAGGCUCUCCCAAGCCAGCUGUUGACAAUAUCAAAGAAAUCCUGAACAUCAACCAGAAGAGGAAUGACUAUCUGGACAUCUACGCCAUUGGGGUGGGCAAGAUGGACGUGGACUGGAAAGAACUGAAUGAGCUGGGGUCCAAGAAGGACGGGGAGCGGCAUGCAUUCAUCCUGCAGGACACAAAGGCUCUGCACCAGGUCUUUGAGCACAUGCUGGAUGUCUCCCAGCUCACAGACACCAUCUGUGGAGUGGGGAACAUGUCAGCCAAUGCUUCAGACCAGGAGAGGACACCCUGGCACGUCACCAUUAAGCCUAAGAGCCAGGAGAACUGCCGGGGGGCCCUCAUCUCUGACCAGUGGGUCCUGACAGCUGCUCACUGCUUCCGCAACGCUGAGGGACGCUCCCUGUGGAGAGUCAUCGUGGGGGACCCCAACUCCCCAUGGGGCAAAGAAUUCCGUAUUGAGGAGGUAGUGAUCAACCCGGGGUUCGAUGUCUUUGCCAAGAAGAACCAGGGGAUCCCAGAGUUCUACGGCAAUGACAUUGCCCUGCUGAAGCUGGCCGAGAAAGUGAAGAUGUCCACCCAUGCCAGGCCUAUCUGCCUUCCCUGCACAGUGGAGGCCAAUCUGGCUCUUCGGAGGCCUCAAAACAGCACCUGCCGGGACCACGAGAACAAACUUCUGGACAAAUCGAGCGUUCCUGCGCAUUUUGUCGCCUUGAAUGGGAGCAAACUGAAUGUUAACCUCAAGACUGGGAUAGAGUGGGCAAGCUGUAUCCAGGCUGUCUCCCAAGACAAAACCACGUUCCCCAACCUGACAGAUGUCAGAGAGGUGGUGACAGACCAGUUCUUGUGCAGUGGGACCCAGAAUGAUGACAACUCCUGCAAAGGAGAAUCUGGGGGAGCAGUUUUCCUUGAGCGGAAAUUCAGGUUUUUUCAGGUGGGCCUGGUGAGCUGGGGUCUCUACAACCCCUGUGUUAACUCCGACAAAAACUUCCGCAAAAAGGCCCCCAGGAAUAGGGUGCCGCCACCAAGGGACUUCCACAUCAGUCUCUUCCAACUGCAGCCGUGGCUGAGGCAGCAUCUGCAGGGGGUCCUGCAAUUCCUACCCCUCUAAUCAUGGCCACUAACUCCUUUGCCCUCCUGCAAGGAUAUGCCAUCCCUCUCAACUCCUACCCCUGAACUUCCACCCCAGACCCUGUGACCCGGCCUCACACUUAGGUCUGCAUCCAGCCUCCUGGAUCCCAGCUGGCAGAGCAGCUGAGUUGGGGAAUUCCCAGUGUUCCCCUCCUGGCAUGCAUGAAAAUUCCUCCCUCCCAUGUAAUGUGCUCGCUUCUCCUUUCACUUUCACAUGGAAUUUCCCAGUUAUGAAAUUAAUAAAAGUCAAUGAUUUCCACAUCCACCUGUCCUCUGCCUGGGAGCCAGGCAGGCUUGGGUGAGGGGGAUGGACAGGGAGGCC